AAAGUCGCAUGAGAGAGGGGCUGGGACCUAGAGACAGCAAAGAACAGAGGAAGUGAACAUAAAUUCAAAAACGAUAGUAGUAUUAUAGAAUGGGAGAAGUAGUUUUGUUUAUGGAGGAAUUGAAACCAUCUUCUGCAACAGUCGCUUCGUGCAGAAUCUGUCAUGGAGACGAAGAAGAAGAGUCGCAGGAGAGCUGCAAAAGCUUGGAAGUCCCUUGUGCUUGUUCUGGAACUCUUAUGUUUGCGCAUAGAGAUUGCAUACAAAGGUGGUGUAACCAAAAGGGCAAUACAACUUGUGAAAUCUGUCUACAGAAAUUUGAACCAGGGUACACAACUCCCCCGAGGAAGUCCCAGCUGAUUGAUUCCAUUGUCACCAUCAGGGGAAGCUUGGAAGUUCUAAGAAGAGAGCAAGAGCUACAACAUCCAGGAUUAGUACCCACGGUGGAAGCCGAGGGCCGAAUGCUUGAAACAAACAACUCCUCAGAGGGUUCGUCUGCCCCCGAUUGGAGUGCCAUUUGGUGCAGAUCACUGGUUCUCGUUUUAACAUUUCUGCUGCUAGCUAGACACCUACUUCUUGUACUUUCCACCGUAGGAAUGAAAGAUUUCCCCUUCACAUUUGUUACCUUGAUUGUUUUAAGGGCUGGUGAGAUUCUUCUCACUGUGUACUUGCUCGUCUGGGUAAUGAUGGCGAUCAGAAACAACAUCAAGCGUCAACAUUAGGAAACUGGUCAUCGCACAUCACCCUCAGAAUGGAAGAUGAAGAGGAUGACAUCACAGUUUUUUUUUUUGGAGGAAGGCAAUAUAUUCCUUCAAUGUAUGUUAAAGAAUUAGUGAGUUACUAAUGGUCAAUCUUCUCCUUUCUCUUGUAGUAAUUGACUUAGAAAAAAACCAAAAAAGAGUUACUAACGGUCAAGAGCGUACCUUUGACCUGGACAAACUUAACCAAGCAACCAUUCAACUAGCCCGGCUUGGGAGUUCGAGAAUCACAAAAUUGAAUGGAUUACUCUCUUUACCAACAUUCCACCUGCAAUUAGAGAAUGAUGGAGUCUACAUGCCGAAAUGUUCAUGAUUCCCCAUUUCUUGUUGGGGAAAAUAAAAUACAUUAGAGGAACGCAAAAAAGUCAACUCUGGUUUCCUUUCCCCCUUUAAAACAGUGAUUACACCAUGUACAAUCCACAACCAUUCAUGCAGGUCGUUUGCAUUUUGUAAUUAAAAUACAGAAUCGCACUCCAUUAUCAACCAAAGUGGUAGAGUAGUUGGGCAAGGACGAAAGUUUGUUGGUUGGAAUUUCAUAUCAAGUAGUUGCAAUCUCUCCAAUGUUACAUGCGCCCUGAAAUCACAUCACAAGGGCAUGUACCAAGCAAAAAGGUUUCUCAGUUGCGGUUGUUCAAUUCCUGGGAAUUAAUAGCGAAUAGUCACAUCUCUCCCAUGGGACAAAAGAAAGCCUCUUGAAACUACAAUCUCUCAAGUGGAGUAAAAUAUAUCUGAUUUAUACUCCUGGUGUCUCAGACUGAGGGCCCAGUGCAGUCCUAUUUUGGGCCAUAUCAUUGUGGUUGUCCCUUCAACUAAUAGAGAAGAAACAAGCUCCAAAGCCAUCAUCCAUCCACGUUGAUUUGGGUUUGAGAAAAUUCUCAAAAAAUACCACAUUGUAACUGUACAAGAGCCGAUGCAGGUAGACAUGAAUAACAACUGUUCUAGCUUUGCUUCAGAAGCAGCCUUGCUCUAUGCUGCAGUUCAUUCAGUGAUCUGUUAUGUAUUGUCUCAGCAGACUUGUGGCAAUUCAUAUUCGAUGUGACUUUACUUAAAUCUUGGAUAAGACCGGCUACUUUGACUUCCCAACGUUGAAUAGCCAAUUUGUCCUUCAACCCUUUCCUGUUUUUGCCAUACAUUCCUUCAAACUCUUGAGACUUGGCAGCAGCUUUGUAAAGUACAGCAUCGGGAAGUCCUGAAAUGAUGCUAGUAAGAACCUCAUUUUCAUUUUGUAGUAGUAAAGUUGCUGAAAUACAGCAGCAACUCAAGAUGAAUUCAACACAAAAUUAGGUUUAUAACAAGAGAAAUGCCCCACGGAUUACAUCUUCCUGCCACAUAAUGAUAAGCAUUCGCAAUCUCCAAAGACCACAAUUUUACAUCGAA
This is a messenger RNA of Rhododendron vialii, 2132 nucleotides long. RefSeq lists its product as uncharacterized. Gene Ontology annotation, cellular component: membrane. The transcript has 7 exons. Gene Ontology annotation, molecular function: ubiquitin-protein transferase activity; zinc ion binding. NCBI's taxonomy places the organism in Eukaryota, Viridiplantae, Streptophyta, Magnoliopsida, Ericales, Ericaceae. Bases 90 to 719 code for a protein of 209 amino acids. The record is from RefSeq and is a predicted model, not a curated record. Gene Ontology annotation, biological process: protein ubiquitination.